UUAAGCGCAAGGAUUUUCCUUUGUAUUCGAAUAUUUAGAGCGACUUUUGGUAACCCAGAUCUAGAAUGUAGUUCACGUUCUAUUGAAGAAAAUAUACUGGCUUUAAAGAUUGGGAUGAACCAUGGUUGAAGUAAGAAAACUGUUGUCCGCGGUGAUCUUUACUUUACUGUGGUUCUUACUUUUAGCGAGGGAUUCAAGUCAGCAAACUCCGAAACAAGACAUUUACAUUGAAGUACUUGCCAAUGGUUACGUAUCACGUGAGAUCAUGACGUCACUGCGGUAUGCAGUCAAUAAAACUGCAUCUGGGAAUUCCUCGGUAAACUUCCACAUUCGUACGGUAUCCAUCACACUGGGGCAACCCGACCUGUUUGAGUAUGCCUCAUCUAUCAAAAACAAAACGACAGUCUUCAUCGAAGACAACCAAAUUUCCCAGAUAUCGUGCAUAGUAAGUUCUCUCACACGAUCUCCGCUGGUCAGCCUAAAUGGCAGACCACAUGAGCUCUUGGAAGUUGAUCAAUGUCGCUACGUCAUGUCCGUAUCGGCCAACUCAGAAAGCCACAGUCUGGCGACCAGAGACUUGGUAAAGAUGAAUCCAAGCUGGACCAAGAUUGUCAUUCUAUACGAGAUGGAAGAAGCAACACACGUAGCUCAGCUACAACUCGAACUGGCCAGCGAAAUGUCCCGAAUACAUCUUGUUUUGAUGGAGAACAGAGUCAAUGAGACUGACUCUAUUCUUUUGGAGAGAAUCUGGAAAACCAUAGUUAAAACAAAACCCCAGGCUAUAAUCCCAUUGGUCAGCGAUGCCUUCAUCAAAAGUCUGUUGCAAAUGCAAACAUGUUCUCUGCAAAAUCCAGUGACCUGGUUGAUACAAGGAAAGUUUCCUAGCAACCUGACAUCAGUCGGGCAAAACAUCGUGGUCGCUUUCCAGCUGCCAGUCACAAACGAAAGCGAAACACAAGAACUGAAAACAAUCCUUAAAAACAAUGGGGAUUUGCCAACAAUGACUUCAUGGAUGGAGGAGGGUCCGCUGCUUUCCCAUGAUGCACUACUGUURGUUGCCAAGGCAGCUAAUGACGCCAUCCAUGAUAGCCGUUGGAAUGCCAGCGCAAACGACAGUUCACCUUAUCCUACAAAUGGUGAAUUGCUUCGGGAAUACAUCUUGAAUACAAGCGUUAAGGGUUUCACUGGCACCACCAAAAUCGAUUCCCAUCUGGAACGAGAGGUCGAAGAACUUCAAAUAAUAAACUUACAAAACAAUAUGCAUGUUAAGAUCGGUAAUUGGUCCAAAUCUGGUAACGCUGUUCUUCACAAACCAAUGUCUAUAAACGUUGUUGCAGAAUACUGCAAGCAGCCGCCUCUAAGGGGGCACACUCUUCGGAUUACAACUGUAGAGGUCCACCCAUACAUCAUACAGUACAAGAAAGAGGAUGGCACUGUUGGCUUCAGAGGUUUUUGUAUCGAUAUUCUCGAUCAACUUGCACGUGACCUUGGGUUCAAAUACGAAAUAAAUUUCUCACCUGACAAGGCAUAUGGUGCGUUGAUCAACGGAGAAUGGAAUGGUAUGAUUCGGCAACUUAUCGAUAGAAAAGCAGACAUGGCCGUGGCAGCUCUCACCGUAACAGAAAGUCGAGAAAAGGUGGUUGACUUCACGGUGGCUUACCAACACUACACUGACGAAAUGCUUAUGUCCAAACCCGCUGAAGAAGAUAAUCUCUUUAUCUUCGUAGACCCUCUGUCUCACGCUAUUUGGUUCUCCUUGGCUGGUACAGUCGUCGUAGUCGGGAUAAUUACAUAUCUCUUGAAUUACUUCUGUCCUUAUGGCUGGAAGGACAAGAACGGUCAAGGUGCAGCUGCAGAGUUCUCGCUGUUCAACAGUUUGUGGUUUUCCUUGGCGUGUAUUCUACAGCAAGGGGCCGCUGACCGACCAAAAGCAUUGUCAGGGCGAAUUUUCGCAGGAUUCUACUGGUUUUGUAUUCUUGUGUUCGUAUCAACCUACACAGCAAACCUUGCUGCGUUUUUCACGGCAAAAAGUGCUGCAACCACGAUCAACAACAUCCAGGAUGUCAUUAAUUCUGAUUAUGACAUUGGAGUGACGUUUUCAUCGGCACUCUACUCAUACUUCAUGACAACGGACUAUGAAAGCUACCAGCAGUUGUGGAAUCGAAUGAAAAAUAGAAACACCUUCCCCAACACUAGCAUAAAUGGGAUAGAAUGGGCUAGAACGAAAAAUUACAUCCAUAUUGCUGAUGGGCCAGUACUGCGAUAUGCUGCCACCCAACCACCUUGCAAUCUUAGGACAGCUCCUGGCCUAAGCACUCCGAAAGGCCUCGCAUUCGCUUUACAUCCUGGCAGCAUCUACACGAAGAAUAUGACCCUAAGCAUGCUGCGCAUGCGCGAGAAAGGCAUCCUCGACGAGAAGCAAAACUUUUGGUGGGUUACAAAUGCAGUAUGUCCUAAAGAGGAUACGAACUCGUUGGAGAGUAAGAAGGUUCACCUAAAGAACAUGGUUGGUGUUUACAUCGUGCUUGGUGGAGGAACAGUUAUUGCCUUUGUUGUACUGAUUGUAGAGAUACUAUGGAAACGAAAAGCUGAGGAGAAAUUUGAAAAGCUUCGCAAAGUCUCUCUCAAAAAAACGCUGAAGACGCCAGUCAUGCCCUUUAAUGAUAAGGAUUCUAAGACAUUACCAAGAGGAAACGGAAUCUAGAGUAACAGAUGGAAUGCUUUUCCAAGCGCAGGAUAAGCAAUCUUUAACACAUUUUUCGUUUGCACGUCAUAGCCGCUAUGUUGGAAAAAUGUGACAAAAACAUUUUUAUAUUUCUUUCAUUUUCUCCAAAAUGGCGGCCAAUUCUUUUGUUAUAUAUUUACGUUCAUGUCUUUUUUUAUUUUUCAAUUUUUGGGGGGAUGAUUGUAUACCAUUGUGGACUUAUGUAUUAUUCACUAUAUUUCGUACUUUAAUCUACGUAUAGGCUUUUGUAUAAUAUAACCUAGUUGACGAUCAUCGUUUUUUGACAACCAUUCAAAUCUCAAUUUGACUUGUUUUCUUUAACGCCUCUUAUUACGAUGUAAUAGUAUGGCGAACGCUUUGCAUUGUUGUCUAGCAUCUGAAUGAAUAUAUAAGUUUUCUUCUUCACACUUACAUAAUUAGAGAUGAGAUGACAAAAAUUAAAUAUUAGAGUCAAUUUUCAUUUAAAAUUUCAAAGCAGGAAUCUCUCAAGUCGCAAGCCCAUUGCCAAAAUAUUUCGCACAUUUACAGUACGCGUCCGAUGCACUUGUGUUCAACUUACAGCAAUGGAGUGGAGUCAGCGUUUGUCAAUCAUGUGCCAACCAGAGAUCAUGAUUGGCUGGUAAACCAAACCAAACUUUUAAAGAAACUUUGUGAAAAUAGUUGGCAUAUAAUGGAAGGGGCACCUCCGCUUUCUGAUUAUCGUUACGAUGGUUUUGUUAGUAAACACAAAGUAUUAUAUAGAAAUCAGUUGCACUUGAUUUAAUAGUAAACAGGCUUUGUUAUUUAGUUGGAGAACGUUGCUCCCAUUCUUCCCUUUUAUUCGUAAUUCCCAUAUUUUGUAGUUCACACAGAAUUUAACGCAUGCAUUCUUUCGUUUUGUCAGAGUCACAAUAAACAAUAAACAACAUAAUAUUCAACUCCCGUUA
This is a messenger RNA of Actinia tenebrosa (Australian red waratah sea anemone), 3651 nucleotides long. RefSeq names its product glutamate receptor 2. Gene Ontology annotation, molecular function: ligand-gated monoatomic ion channel activity; signaling receptor activity. The record is from RefSeq and is a predicted model, not a curated record. NCBI's taxonomy places the organism in Eukaryota, Metazoa, Cnidaria, Anthozoa, Actiniaria, Actiniidae. Gene Ontology annotation, cellular component: membrane. Gene Ontology annotation, biological process: monoatomic ion transport.